Caenorhabditis auriculariae is the source of this 426-nucleotide messenger RNA. The record is from the annotation of a GenBank genome assembly. NCBI's taxonomy places the organism in Eukaryota, Metazoa, Nematoda, Chromadorea, Rhabditida, Rhabditidae.
AUGCUUCUCCGUUGGAGACCACAGACACACAAGCACAAACGGCGAUGGAUUAACCUAAAGCCAGCGUCGCCGAACUUUCGCCGCAGCAUAGUCGCGGUGCAGCUGGAACGGCGACGGAAAGACUUGGUGGAGGAAGAUCAAUUCAAGGCGAAUAACCAAGACGAGUGGAAGAAGAGCUCUGGAGCCAUUGCGCGGAGAGCGGAAAGGGAGGCGGCACAGCGGCGUAUUUUCACGCGCCAACAAAAAAAGAGAGCCUUUAUUUUUCGGCCCACCCAACGUUUUUUCGUGGUUGUCGUCGUCGUCAGCCUGACUCCGCCCUCUUCGUGCUUCCGCCGAUUGGACACGGCUCCACGGCUGCCGAAAAAACCCUCAGUCAAAGGUAUCCAACUGUGCCGCGUGGCUUGCCAUGUUCUUUCAGAGUCUUGA